UGUUCCAUAGCUGUUGUGGAAUGACAGUCCAUCUUCCUCCUCUUCCAAAGAGGUGGAGUUUAACAAGACCAGGACCAGGAGGAGAGGGUGUUUGUGGUGGCAGCGACCACAAAAUAUAGAGUUGCAGUUUCUCAGGAUUGUUUUUAUUGAACUGAACCCAACACAUGCAUUUAAGUGUAAAACAUUUAUAUAAAGUAAAUGUAAUUGGUUACUGUAUUUAACUUUUUUUCUUGUACAGUGUAAAGUUGUAGGAGUGCUUAUGCUUGAGUACAUUUGAAAGCAAAUACUGUUGUACUUAAGUGAAUUUCUGAAGGCAGGACAUUGAGUGUACUUUAAGUAUCUCCACUUAAACGUGAACAAACCCAUCAAGAUGUUCCUUGAGUGGACACUUCUACCACAUGGUGAAAUUGCUGUGCUACUGAAGCUCUCAGCGGACGAUGUCCAGUUGAAAUUUGAGGACAUAUUCUGUUUAAAAAAACAUCAGACAUGCUUGAAGGAGGCAGCCCUGUUAGACUACUUUGUUGGAGGAUUUUGGUGGGCCAAAGAGAUGAACUUCACCUGUCAGCAAAGCUCAUUUAUCAUGGCUCUUUUACAACUGUUACUCGACAACAUAAAAGUUCACUCUGUUUCAGACAAGCAGAUGCCCUUUGCUGAGAAUUUCAAGGCGUUUACCCAGAACCUGCUCGCAACCAGAAUGUCAUCAUCAGACACUGCUGUUAAUCCGUUAUUUGAUGUGGAUCAAAUCAAAUCCAUUACGGAUUACUUCAAGAGCAGUCUUUUCCAGCACUACAGACUAUAUCAGUUCCUCUUCACUCAGCCGAGAGAGGAGAUGAUCCUUAGAAUGGAGAGAAGCAUUGAGGUGGCAAAUUCAGCUGAUUUCGCUGCUCCCCUGGAGGAAGGCAUGCCUCCUGAACUGGACGACAUCGGCCUGGCCCCCUCCCCUGCUGCUUCUCCCCCUCAGGGGAAGGAAGAAUGUCUAAUAAAGGAUGAAGAAGAACCUAAAGAAUAUCAACAGGGGGAAAUACACGAAAUCCCAGAAGACUAUGGCGUAGAAGAUGUCCAAGAAAUGCUUGGAGAUGUGACCAAAGAGAUGCUAGCUAAACUUCAGGCCGACUUCACAGAGCGGCUGCGCAUUCUCGAGGACUCCUACGUCUCCAGGUUAGACAGCCUUAAGAGGGUGGCGUCCAAAUAACAGCGCAGACAGACCUGGAGGGAGAUUUUCCACCGAGCUUUUAUUAACUAAAUCACAUUACCAACCAUCCUCCUGUCUUUUUCUGCUGCAGUAGAGCUACACAGUAGAGUUAUGCACAAUCGUUCGUGAAGAAGCAGUGUGAUCCUGAUUUACAGAGAAUGUGAUUUUCCCCUUUACACAGGUUUGAGUUAUGUCAGUCCCUGCAGUGUUGACAGUUAACUCGAAGACAUUUCUCUCAGAAAGACGUUUGUUCUUAAACAGCCAAGGUAAAAUGCUGGAGCUAGAAUAUCCCAGCUUUAACAGCCAGCGAGCAAACGGAAUAUCUAAUUGAGUGGUUUGUAUAAUGUUUGCGUGGAGCUUUUCCCACAAGUCAUUAGCUGUCUGAAAGCAGCCCAGCACUAUGGCAACGCAAUGUAACUCAGAGGCUAAAUAGCUGAGUUGCCAUAUAAAGUGAUGUAUUAUUAAAGCUGAAUAGUGGCUUUUCCACAGCAUUUGAAAAAAAAAUCCACUUACAACUAUAAAUAUACACUGCAGUGUAUCGCAAAAAAAUGCUGAUAAAAUAUUUCUCCCUUUCUCUCUGCUGAUGCCGUUUCCCCCCAUUUUUUAUUUAUGCAAUACUUUUACAUGUCCAAGCAUUUCGUCACGCCCAUAUGCUCCCCACUUUACCUUAAGGGCACAUUAACAGUAGCGUUAUAUAAUUUUGUCUUAUUAUAUUACACGCAUUAGAAUUAUUAUAAUGCAGAGGGGACCAAAGCUUUGAGACCGCAAGAAAUUUUUUUAGCCUUCUUUGAUUUUUAUUUUUUUAAGUAGUUGUAUAGUUAAUAGUUAUAUCUUAUUAUAUACAAUAGGCUUCAUGUUUAUAUGAAAUAUUCAUGUUUUGCCUUUUUUUAACAAUUCAUUGCAACGUGUUUGUAUUAGAAAUUAAAUCAGUGUAACAAUUUGACUGAAAAUAGAGUGUUUGAAAAAAAAAAUAUCUGUCAUUGUAUUUCUUAUUAUACAGCUCUGGAAAAAAUUAAGAGAGCAACACUUUUCAUGCAUGUUGGCAUGUUCUCCUCCACCAGUCUUACACACUGCUUUUGGAUAACUUUAUGCCAAAAUUCAAGCAGUUCAGAUUGGUUUGUUGCUUGUGAUCAUCUAUUUUUCUCUUGAUUAUAUUCCAGUCUUUUAAAUGCUGGGGGUUUGCCUUUGUUUUAUAAUAAAAUAGAUUUUUCUUUAGAAAUGA
Astyanax mexicanus (Mexican tetra) is the source of this 2414-nucleotide messenger RNA. It is a transcript of the gene cabcoco1, whose product is annotated as ciliary associated calcium binding coiled-coil 1. NCBI's taxonomy places the organism in Eukaryota, Metazoa, Chordata, Actinopteri, Characiformes, Acestrorhamphidae. Bases 371 to 1192 code for a protein of 273 amino acids. The transcript is spliced from 9 exons. The record is from RefSeq and is a predicted model, not a curated record.